AUGGAGGCGGCGGAAGCCGCCGCUCAGCAGGCCGCGGAGGCGGCGGCAGCGGCGGAGGCGGCUGCGGGGGCAGCUGCGGAGGAGGAGGAGGCCCCCUCCAGCGGCCUGCCCGCGGGUGCGGAGGAGGAGGAGGCCGGCGCCGCGGCCGAGACGGCCCCGCUGCUGGAGGGCCGCUCGUCGCUGGCCAGUCAGGACGAGGCCGCUGGCUUCAGAUGCGACAGAGGGAGCCUGCAGGUCUACGUCGAGGGCGUGCCCCACGAUUUGCAAUACGCCCAGGCCCGCUCGUCGCUGGCCAGCACGGACAGCCAGGCCGCGGACGCGGCCGCCCGCCCGUCCUGGGCGCCGCCGCAGCCCCGCUCGUCGCUGGCCAGCCAGGCAGAGGUGGGGGCCGCCCGUCUGUCCCAGGUGCGGCCGCAGCCCCGCUCGUCGCUGGCCAGCCAGGCAGAGGCCGCGCUGCAGCCCCCGCCCCAGCAGGAGGAGGCCGCCGCUCCCGCGAGGGACAGGGGGAGCCUCCAGGUCUAUGUCGAGGGCAUGCCGCACGCAGUCCCGCAGUACGCCCAGGCCCGCUCGUCGAUGGCGAGCACGGCCAGCCGGGCAGCGGCGGGCGCCCGCCCGUCGCAGGCCCGCGCGUCGCGAGCCCGCGCGUCGCGGGCCGCAGGUCGCGCGGGCCGGCGUAGUCCGGUGGAGCGAAAAUCGAAAAGCCCGCCGCCGCAGCGAAGCCCGCCGUGA
Messenger RNA from Prorocentrum cordatum, 729 nucleotides. Lineage: Eukaryota; Dinophyceae; Prorocentrales; Prorocentraceae. The record is from the annotation of a GenBank genome assembly.